Messenger RNA from Lethenteron reissneri (Far Eastern brook lamprey), 3386 nucleotides. RefSeq lists its product as uncharacterized. NCBI's taxonomy places the organism in Eukaryota, Metazoa, Chordata, Hyperoartia, Petromyzontiformes, Petromyzontidae. The record is from RefSeq and is a predicted model, not a curated record.
GCCGCUUCGACAGCGUGACGGUGGAGUGGGGCGGCGCUCCCAUCGUGCUCUGCUCCGACUCCGUGCCGCCGCCCGUGUCGUCGCGUGCGCGGUCGCUCAACGUCUCCUUCCACAGCGACGCGGGGCUCCACUUCCGCGGCUUCCGUGCCACCAUCACGUUCCUGCCCGUAGCAGAUGAGGAGGAGACAACGACGACGAGACGAACGACGACGGCCAUGGGGCCACCACAACCCAGCCGGACUGCGAGCACCACCAGCCCCCCACCGUCGCCGCCACCGCCCCCCGUGCGGCAGCUUUUCAGUGGCUCGCUGACGUUCGACAACGUGGAGUUCACGCCGGCGCUGGGCGACAGGGAGAGCAACGUCUUCAGGGCCAUGGCAGAGCACGUGGCUCACCUGCUGGAGCAGGCGCUGGGCGAUGAGGAGGUGCGCGCGGUGGUGACGGAGUUCGCGCGGGGCAGCGUGGUGGCGCGCUACGAGCUCGCCGUCACGUCCGCCCGCCUGGUGUCCGCGGACGAGCUGCAGGGCCGGGUGGCGCGCCACAUCGGGCAGCAUGGAGGACGCCUCGGGGACCUGGCCGUCGCACCCGGGUCCUUGCACGUGGCCGACGGCCCGUCCUCGUCAGCGUCAUCAUCGUCGUCGUCCGUGUCGGGACCUGGGACCUCAUCGCGUCUUACCGUCGGCCUCUCCGUGGGGCUUCUGCUGCUGCUGGGCAUCGUGGCGGCUGUGGCGGCCGUCGUUCUGAUGCGGAAGCGGCAGGAGGGGGCCCUGCUCAAGCUCCCGUUCAUGUAUUUCCGCAAGAAGCCGCUGAAGGAGGACAUCACCGGCCUGGACGACAAGCAGGGGGAGACACCAGCCUACAGCAACCCGGUUGUUGGGAUGGAUAACAACACAUACAGCAUACCCGUGCAAGGCUUCUCGGAGACCUAGGCCCGGACGCGUUCAUUCUGCAAGACUCUUACGCCUGUCUCUAAAACCCUCCGAGUCACCUUUAAAAACUAAAAAAGCAAUUAUCUUUUGGGUGUUCUUAGAAAGGGGUAACUUUCCUGUAAACCUAUUACCAUUUUAGACCCUGGAUAUGCUUUUUAAGGGCUGGCAGUUUGCUUUAAACAUUUUUUUUUAUUUGGGGUGUUUGCACAUGAAGGGCAGAAUCGUAAUGUUAUAAACACAGCGGUGUGAAGGAAAUAUUUACCUAAUGUAAACAGUUAUUUGCCAAAAUAGAAGCACAGCCAAGAAACGUUCACUUGGGGGGUUGUGUUAGAGAACACACAUUCUGGCAAGCGGUAAUACAAAUGUGUGUGUCUGUAUGUAUGUAUGUGUUUGUGUGUGUCUGUGUGUGUGUGGAAGGUGUUGGCGCAGUGGUUAGUUCACUGUGUCGAGUGUGAUUACUGGCCACGGCUAACAUCAGUGGCAAGUGAUAUCUGAACUGGCCCUGGGCCUCCUCUGAAUCGACCCUGGGCCUCCCAGGGCCAGUUCGUACUGGCCUCAUGCUACAACGCUGGGCUGGACAGCACCAGGGGUAGUCCCCUGCAACCAAGGUGCAGGCAGUGGAGUGGGACCUGCCAGUCCCUCCUAGCCUGCCAGAAAGCCGGUGAAAAAGGCUCGGCACAUGGGUCACAAAGACGUGCAAUGCUCUGCACCCAGGCAGCUGGGGCAGACUGCAUAUUGAUCAAGGUUAUCUAAAGUCUUAGGACAAGGUCAGGCCCUUUCCAUUUUUGCUUUACCAAACAAGAAGAAAGAAAUACAUUGAAAUAAAGAAGAGAGAAGAAUGGGCGAAUGAUACAAGCCUGUGCAAGGCCAGGUCCAUAAAAUCCGAGGAAGAUAGAACCGCAAUCCUCUUUAUAGGUGCAGGUGGCAUGGUCCUUUAAAAGAAGUAUUCUCUGCAUAGCCUGGCGACAUCCUGAUGAAAUACCUAAUAGGAUUGUAGGUGCUGCUGGACUAUUUAAAACAUUACAGUUUUUGUUGUGUGUAAAAGUUUGUAGGUGAAUGUGGCCCGGUGGCCGUGGUCAGGCAGCUAGAGGGUUCAAUGAGCUGGAACCACUGAUAUUUUAAAUUCGAAACUAGUCUCAGCUACCUGUGAUUAAAGUGGAAUCUCAAGUGUCGCAAGUUGAUGAUCUCAGCACUGUCACAAGUGAUAGCCCCCAAAAAUACAAUUGGAUUAAGUUUGGUUUUGCACUUGGUUUGGUUCAAUUCCUGCUCCGAGUAUUAGAAUAUUACUCUUAGGUUUUUUCGGUAAAGUCACGUAGGUAAAAAAUUAUUUGUUUAAUUAAAAUUUAUAAAAGUAAAAUAAAAAUCACAGGUGGAACCGUCACAGCACGCUUGCUGUGACGGUUCCACCUGAAGACGGAAGCUUGUGUUGCCUCCGAAACGUGAUUUUUAUUUAACUUUUAUUACUAUUAUUAUUUUUUACCUACGUGACUUUACCGAAAAAACCUAAGAGUAUGAAUCCUUGCAGUCACGAAAGCUUCAAAUCUAGAAUUAUUAGAAUAUUGGUUUGACUGCCACGUGAUGAACAUUACUCUGUACCACAGUGGAUGGAAAAAGUGUUGCCCCCUACUCUGAACAUCAGAGGUCAUUUGACGGUAUCUCAGAAGUGGUUCUGUUAAGUCCACUUUCCCCGGGCCAUAAUUUAAUAUGGAGUUGCAUUGCCCUACAAGAAGUUCCACAUUGAUUGUUUAUCUCAUAAAAUGACCCUGCUAGCGGGAUCAAAUUAGGUAAGGAACAUUUUUGGAUACAGAAAUAUCAUUGCCAUGUUAAAUGAGCAGAAUUAAAAUAGAUUAUCACUAAGAUCUGGUCAUAAGUGCCAUUCAUUUGACAGAAUUUGGCUUUUGAGUUAUUUAAAGCAAUAUAAAUUUUGACUACCAUUCGCCAAAUUAAGAUUAAACAUUUCUCUGUAGCAGGGCACGUGGGAAACUGCAGCACGACAUAGUAUGUGGAUUAAAAAAGAAAGUUACCUAAAGGGAGCUCAGAAAAAAGUUCUGUAAUAUCAUUUUUUGCAGCUCAUUUCUUUAACACGGAGAAAUGCAACUGCUCUACUUGGAGAGUUGACAAAUGGACACCUCUUCAUCUCCUGACAAGAGGACUGGAAUUAAACUGGGAGAAAAAUAUUUUCAAAGUGUUUGUUUCGCAAAGAGUGAUUUGUUGAACGCCGAGUGCGUGUGUUGUAUGCUUGGUGAUGGAUUAAAGGGUUACAGGAGCCUGCUAGCGAGUGCGGUAACAUAGUUUGACAUGUAAUUCUUCUUAUAGGUAGACUGAGAUGCACACGUGAUUAUAAAAUUUACAAGUGAGACGUGUAUUCUGUAUAUUAUGGAUUGUAUUUUUCUGCAUAAGCUACCUAUCACUUGUACACAAUGUGCCUUGAUUUGAAUAAACCAUCAUAUAAAGAAA